UGAAAGUGUGUGUACUUGAAUGAGGGAGUGAGCCAGCCGUGCAUUCCUGGGUGUGCUCGAUGUUGUUGAAUAUGCUUAUCAGUGUGCCUCGAGGAUCGACUGGGCCAAAGAGACGCGGCACGCAGAACGGAAACGGCUUCUGGCUCUGGUGCUGGACUGCCGGGAGAGUGAUCCCAGGGCCCAGUGCCUUAAGGGCCCACAAAGGAGUGUGUGUACAAACCCAGGUGUCUACUCUAAAGGGAUUCUGGACAUUUUAAUUGAUCCGACUGGAGUACAGAGGGAGCACAAAGGGCUAAUGAUGCCUCUGAAUCGGCGCCUUUCUGGGGUUCCCGUGCCGCAGCACUAGUGGGUGAUUCGAGGGUCGCGGCGCCCCCUGUCCGCUUCCCAGAAGGUUUCGGGGUUCGCAGUCCCUGCCCAGGUUCUCCAGACCUCCGCAUUUGCGGCCGAGGACCGGCAGGAGGCGCCCCCCACCUUUGGAACGCGAGGCCGCUGCUCGGGCUCCUGACGUCAGGGCUCCGGCUCCGGCUCCAGCGCCCGCUCCGGACUCAGUGCCAGUCCCGGCUCCGCUCCGGCUCUGGCGGCUCGGGAGGCUCCGGGGUUCCGGGCUACGCUCCUUCCCCGUGGCCCCGGGGCCCCGAGGCUGGCGCACGAUGACCGGAGCCCAGGCGUUCAUUCUGGCGCUCACCUUUCAGCUCUGCGCUCUAGAAAGCGAGACUCCCACAGCCGGCUGCUCUUUCGAUGAGGAUGGAGAUCCAGUGGCACCAUGUGAAUAUAGUCAGGCCCAGUAUGAUGAUUUCCAGUGGGAGCGAGUACGAAAUGAUGCUGGCACCCGGUCCCCACCUGACCUGCCUCAUGGUUCGUACCUGAUGGUCAACUCCUCCCAGCAUGCUCCAGGUCAGCGGGCCCAUGUGGUCUUCCAGAGCCUGAGUGAGAAUGACACCCACUGCUUACAGUUCAGCUACUUCCUCUAUAGUCGUGACGGGCACAGCCCUGGAGCCCUCGGAGUCUACGUACGAGUCAAUGGAGGCCCCUUGGGCAGCGCCGUCUGGAACAUGUCUGGCUCUCAUGGCCGUCAGUGGCACCAGGCUGAGCUGGCAGUCAGCACCUUCUGGCCCAAUGAGUACCAGGUGCUCUUUGAGGCUGUCAUCUCCACUGACCGCCGAGGCUACAUGGGCCUGGAUGACAUUCUGCUCUUCAGCUACCCGUGUGCAAAGGCUCCUCACUUCUCCCGGCUGGGUGAUGUGGAGGUCAACGCAGGUCAGAAUGCCACCUUCCAGUGCAUGGCGGCUGGCCGGGCCUCGGAGGCUGAGCAGUUUCUGUUGCAGCGCCAAGGUGGUUUGAUGGUCCCCGCUGCCUCUGUGAAGCACAUCAGUCACCGUCGCUUCCUGGCCACCUUCCAGCUGCCUGAAGUAGGGAGGGGGGAACAGGACCUCUAUCGCUGCGUGUCCCAGGCCCCUCGGGGGGCAGGAGUCUCCAACUUUGCAGAGCUCAUUGUUAAGGAGCCCCCCACACCCAUCGCACCUCCCCAGCUGCUCCGGGCUGGCUCCACCUACCUCAUCAUUCAGCUCAACACCAACUCCAUCAUUGGGGAUGGCCCCAUUGUGCGCAAGGAGAUUGAAUAUCGCAUGUCUCGGGGCCCGUGGGCUGAGGUACACGCAGUCAGCAUGCAGACCUACAAACUGUGGCAUCUGGAUCCCGACACCGAAUAUGAGAUCAGCGUGCUGCUCACUCGGCCUGGUGAAGGGGGCACUGGAAAGCCCGGCCCUGCCCUCGUCAGCAGGACCAAAUGUGCAGAGCCCAUGAAAGCUCCCAAGGGUCUCGCCUUCUCUGAGAUCCAGUCUCGCCAGCUCACCCUACAGUGGGAACCUCUUGGCUACAAUGUCACCCGCUGCCACACCUACACUGUGUCCUUGUGCUACCGUUACACCGUGGGCAGCAGCCACAACCAGACCUUUCGGGAGUGUGUGAAGAUGGAACGAGGCACCAACCGCUACACCAUCAAAAACCUGCUGCCCUACAGGAACAUCCAUGUACGGCUCAUCCUGGCCAACCCCGAGGGAAGGAAAGAGGGCAAGGAGGUCAUUUUCCAGACCGAUGAAGAUGUUCCUGGAGGCAUCUCAGCAGAGUCACUGACCUUCACCCCUUUGGAGGAUAUGAUAUUUCUGAAGUGGGAAGAGCCCUUGGAACCCAAUGGCCUCAUCACCCAAUAUGAGAUUAGCUAUCAGAGCAUUGAGUCAUCAGAUCCUGCAGUGAAUGUGCCUGGCCCCAGGCGCACAGUCUCCAAGCUCCGAAAUGAGACCUACCAUGUGUUCUCCAACCUGCAUCCGGGUACCACAUACCUGUUUUCUGUGAGGGCAAGGACCGGCAAGGGCUUUGGCCAGACGGCACUCACUGAGAUCACCACUAACAUCUCUGCUCCAAGCUUUGACUAUGGGGACAUGCCUUCCCCAUUGGGAGAGUCAGAGAGCACCAUCACAGUUCUGCUGAGGCCAGCCCAGGGACGUGGGGCCCCCAUCAGUGUAUACCAGGUCAUAGUGGAAGAGGACCGUGCCCGGAGGAUGAAACGGGAGCCUGGUGGUCAGGACUGCUUCCCGGUGCCACUGACCUUUGAUGCUGCACUCGCUCGGGGUGCGGUCCACUAUUUUGGGGCAGAGCUGCCAGCCAGCAGCCUUCUAGAAGCCACACCUUUCACUGUGGGGGACAACCAGACUUACCGGGGCUAUUGGAAUCCACCGUUGGAGCCCAAGAAGGCAUAUCUCAUCUACUUCCAGGCCACAAGCCACUUGAAGGGGGAAACCCGACUAAACUGUAUUCGGAUUGCUCGCAAAGCUGCCUGCAAGGAAAGUAAGCGGCCCCUCGAGGUAUCACAGCACUCAGAGGAAAUGGGUCUGAUUCUAGGGGUCUGCGCUGGAGGCCUUGUGGUCCUCAUCAUCCUCUUGGGGGCCAUCAUUAUCAUCAUUCGUAAAGGGAGGGACUACUAUUCCUACUCUUAUUACCCGAAGCCAGUCAAUAUGGCCAAGGCCACCAUCAACUACCGCCAUGAAAAGACCCACAUGAUGAGUGCUGUGGACCGAAGCUUCACAGACCAGAGCACACUACAAGAGGAUGAGCGUCUAGGACUCUCCUUCAUGGAUGCCCAUAGCUACAGCACCAGGGGGGACCAACGAAGCAGUGUGGUCAAUGAAUCGAGCAGCCUGCUAGGGGGCUCCCCCCGGCGUCCCUGUGGCCGCAAGGGCUCCCCCUACCACACAGGGCAGUUGCACCCAGCUGUCCGAGUGGCUGAUUUGCUGCAGCAUAUUAACCAGAUGAAGACAGCUGAGGGCUAUGGCUUCAAACAGGAGUAUGAGAGUUUCUUUGAAGGCUGGGAUGCCACCAAGAAGAAGGAUAAGACCAAGGGCAGAACAGAACCUGUUCCCCCAUACGAUCGGCACCGAGUGAAGCUUCACCCACUUCUGGGAGACCCCAACGCAGACUACAUCAAUGCUAACUACAUCGAUAUUCGGAUAAAUCGAGAAGGCUACCACAGAUCAAACCACUUCAUAGCUACUCAAGGACCCAGGCAAGAGAUGGUAUACGACUUCUGGCGAAUGGUGUGGCAGGAGCACUGUUCCAGCAUCGUCAUGAUCACCAAGCUGGUGGAAGUGGGACGGGUGAAAUGUUCCCGAUACUGGCCUGAUGACUCAGAGAUGUACGGGGAUAUCAAGAUCACACUGGUGAAAACAGAGACUUUGGCAGAAUAUGCAGUCCGUACUUUCGCCAUGGAGAGGAGGGGCUACUCGGCCCGUCACGAGGUGCAGCAGUUCCAUUUCACUGCGUGGCCCGAGCAUGGGGUCCCCUACCACGCCACGGGGCUGCUGGCCUUCAUCCGCCGUGUCAAGGCGUCCACUCCGCCUGAUGCAGGGCCCAUUGUCAUCCACUGCAGUGCAGGCACAGGCCGGACGGGCUGCUACAUCGUCCUGGACGUGAUGCUGGAUAUGGCUGAAUGUGAGGGUGUCGUGGACAUCUACAACUGUGUCAAGACGCUGUGCUCUCGCCGCAUCAACAUGAUCCAGACAGAGGAGCAAUAUGUCUUCAUCCAUGAUGCAAUCCUGGAGGCCUGCCUGUGUGGGGAAACUACUAUCCCUGUCAAUGAAUUUAAGGCCACCUACAAAGAGAUGAUCCGAAUUGACCCGCAGAGCAACUCCUCCCAGCUGAGGGAUGAAUUUCAGACCCUUAAUUCAGUGACGCCCCCAUUAGACGUGGAGGAAUGUAGCAUCGCCCUCCUUCCCAGGAACCGGGAGAAAAACAGAAGCAUGGAUGUCCUGCCCCCUGACCGCUGCCUGCCCUUCCUCAUCUCCACCGAUGGGGACCCCAACAACUACAUCAAUGCAGCUUUGACCGAUAGUUACACCCAGAGUGCUGCCUUCAUCGUCACCCUGCAUCCGCUGCAGAGCACGACCCCUGACUUCUGGCGCCUGGUCUAUGAUUAUGGCUGCACUUCCAUCGUUAUGCUCAAUCAGCUGAACCAGUCCAAUUCGGCCUGGCCCUGUCCUCAGUACUGGCCAGAGCCUGGUCGCCAGCAGUAUGGCCCCAUGGAUGUGGAAUUUGUGUCAGGCACAGCAGAUGAUGAUCUCAUCGCUCGCCUCUUCCGAGUUCAAAACCUCACUCGGCUACAGGAAGGACAUCUGCUGGUACGACAUUUCCAGUUUCUGCGUUGGUCUGCAUACCGGGACACACCUGACUCCAAGAAGGCCUUCCUACACUUGCUGGCCGAGGUGGAGAAGUGGCAGGCAGAGAGUGGGGAGGGCCGGACCAUCGUGCACUGCCUGAAUGGAGGUGGUCGCAGUGGCACCUUCUGUGCCUCCACCACGGUCCUGGAGAUGAUUCGCUGCCAUAACCUGGUGGAUGUUUUCUUUGCUGCCAAGAUGUUGCGCAACUACAAGCCCAACAUGGUGGAAACCCUGGAGCAGUACCAUUUCUGCUAUGAUGUGGCCCUGGAAUAUCUGGAAUCACUGGAGACGAGAUAGCGUGAGAUGUGCUUACUCUUGGAGGGGAGGGGGCUGAUCCAGCAGGAGCUGGCCCUCCCAUCACCUGCCAUCCCACCUGCAAGUGAGAACCCUGGAAUGAGGGGAUGACCUGGUCACCCUUUGUCUGCCCUAGGCCACCCUGGCUCUGAUCUCAUCCUGUCCCCUCCCCUCUUAGGCAUAUCCCCCAUCCAGUGGCCCUUGGAGAAGUGCAAACGGGAGUCCCUGUAGAUAGGAUGUGGCACUCCCCUGAACUGGGGUUUUCUUCAUGUCAGUCCUGGUACCUGGGAAUAUUUUAGGGACCAAAUGGAGGGGCUGCUGGGGAUGGUGCUAAGUAUAGCCUCCCAGCCCUACUCCUAUUCAUAUGGGCCUAGUGAAAGGUCUUCAGUGCUAUUAGGAUGGGAACUUGGAGCAAAGGAGAUGCCCUAGAGAGCAUAUCAGGCUCUGUCAAAGCCUGGAGCAGUUGGUAGUUUGCAAACCACAUUGGAUCUUAGAGCCCACAAAGGAAAUGGGCAGUUGUUGACUGAGAGAGAGAGAGGGAGAGAGAGUUUAGAUCACCAGGAAAGAACCUUGAAGAGUUAUUGCAGCUGAGUCUUUCAGGGCUUGGGAGAUCUAAGGGAAGAAAACUGCUUGAAGGCUGGUGAAUAAGUGGAGCUAGGGAGUCCAGUCAGGUGCUGGGUUAAGAGGAGAGAGUCCUAGCUGUGACUCCCCCAUAAGGGAUACCCAUUGGUCUUCUCCAUCAAGGACUUGGCAGGCUCUGAUGGGUGAACACUAACUCUUCCCUUGUGUCUGAGAGGUCACGUUCUCUCUCUGCCCUCCUCCACCCUGGGGACCAGGGUGAGUCCACCCAGAUGAGUCAGUUCAUCUGGCACUGAUCUACUCCCCCUCACCUAUCCAGGCCAGUUUAUCCCUUUGGGUUACUCAUCUCCUGUAUCUCCCCCAGAAUGCUUUUUCAUGACCCAAGGGGGUACUGGCCCUGAAGCCCAAACUUUUUCCUGAACCAGAUGCCUGAACCAGGGGGUGCUGAGAGCUCCCUGACCAGUUUUCCCCCACCCCUGUGUCUCCAUCCCAGUGUCCUGAGAAUGAAAUUGAUUCAUUACCCUCUCCUCGCUCCUCCUUCAUUCAGAGUUUUGUCCUCGAGGGCCCAACUUGGCCCAUCCUAGGCGAGUGACAAUCUGCAAGACUAAGUUAUAGACAGCCAUGGGAAAUAGGAAGCCCAUGGACCCCAGGGGGUAUGCCCACUGAGGCUAGAGGGAAGCACCAAAGGGUGCUGGAUCACGAGAAAGUGGGUGUUUACUUGCAUGUCUGGGUGAUCCCAGGAGCAAGGAUGCAUACGUUCCUUUUCUUUUUUUCUUUGGCGGAUGGGCACAAGAAAGAUCUUUUCACAAUGGGGCAGGUCACAUCCCCAUUCUGUGCCUCAGUUUUCCCAUCUGUAAACUGUAGAUAUGACUGACCUACCUCGCAGGGGGCUGUGGGGAGUCACAAGCUGAUGUUUGUAAAUCGCUUUGUAAAUAAAAGAGCUCUCUGAAUGCCA
This is a messenger RNA of Monodelphis domestica (gray short-tailed opossum), 6537 nucleotides long. RefSeq names its product protein tyrosine phosphatase receptor type U (gene PTPRU). The record is from RefSeq and is a predicted model, not a curated record. NCBI's taxonomy places the organism in Eukaryota, Metazoa, Chordata, Mammalia, Didelphimorphia, Didelphidae. Gene Ontology annotation, cellular component: membrane. Gene Ontology annotation, molecular function: protein binding; protein tyrosine phosphatase activity. Gene Ontology annotation, biological process: protein dephosphorylation.